Messenger RNA from Kazachstania africana CBS 2517, 522 nucleotides. RefSeq lists its product as uncharacterized. The record is from RefSeq and is a predicted model, not a curated record. Bases 1 to 522 code for a protein of 173 amino acids. Lineage: Eukaryota; Fungi; Ascomycota; Saccharomycetes; Saccharomycetales; Saccharomycetaceae. The transcript has a single exon.
AUGCACGAAUACGACUUUGCGCUUCAUGAAACGGAACCAAUUGACAAGUUCCUCCCUACACCCGUUUCUAGUGUCGCAAUCAGAGUUACUAUCCACACUCGUCUAGGCCAUCCAGGACUUGACUUUUUCAAUAAGAGUGCCCACCAACUCGGAUCUCCAACCCUGAAAACUGGCAAAAUACCCCUCUUUCCCACUUGCACUUUAUCCAGGAAUAUUAUUAAAAAGGGUGAGCUAUCUAACACUGCUUAUACUCAACCACUGCAAUUAUGCAAACUGAUUCAUGCGGUGGUUUCCGCUGCAAGGCUAUUCACCUCUGACAAAUUUUUCUUGACCAUCCGUGAUGCCUACUCCCGCUACUAUUCACUAAUCCAUCUAAAGACCAAGGGAGAAGCUGCUGAAAAAUUUAUCGAAUGGAUUACCGCUACUGAAAACUACUUCUCCUCAAGAGGCAGUUAUCGUGUUGGUGCUAUCCGUACGGUUCGUACGGAUGACGCUGGCGGAUUUAAACUCAACUCUGCAUGA